GGGCUUGCACGCUUUUGGCGGAGAGGAAAGCCCGAAGUGUGGACUCUGGAGGCGCGCAUUUGAACAUGUCCAGGAAGAGCGACGUUCGGACACUCGUUCGGACAGUGUCCGUACUGAACAGUUGUUCAAGCCAACCUUGCUUUCAGACAACCCCCACCUCACAGCCCAACCGCAUCUGCCACUUACGGUAACCGCUGUCUUGCAACUAAACAGGCCCGAUACCCUCGCUCUCGCCUGCUCUGGGAGAGUUAUCUGAGACCCAACGAACCGCCACUGCCGCAAGUGCGAGCAGGCAUCGUACACGAUGGCCAAGCGCAAGGGCUCGGACUCGGACGGAGAGCAAACUCCUGCACGGAGGAGGAGGGUCACGUCCUCUUCUUCAAGUCAAGGCUCAACCAAAAAAGAGCAGAAAACCAUGGAUUCCUUCUUCAAGAAGGAUGAGGUCAAGAAGGAUGAGGCCAACGGUAGCGCUUCGGCAUCCCACGCCGAGGCGUACUCGAGACCCAAGAUCACCACCACAAACAUGGGAAAGCUUAACGGGGACUUCAUCCGCAAUAAGAUGAUUGCGGAAGGCGCAGCCGGCGGGCUGCACCCGAUCAAGGAAAUACCCGAUAUGUUUUACGAUCUUGUCAACAACUGUCCGGCGAUCGCGGAGACGGCGGAGGCGUUGAAUGGCAGGCCCUUGCGUGUGGCAACCAUGUGUAGUGGGACCGAAAGCCCGCUUCUAGCACUCGACAUGGUCGCCAGAGCCGUCAAGAAGCGAUACGGCGUCGACUUGCGCUUUGAGCACGUAUUCAGUUGUGAGAUUGAGCCAUUUAAGCAGGCUUACAUUGAGCGGAAUUUCGCACCCCCGUUAUUGUUCCGUGACGUCUGCGAGUUGGGCGACGAUGAAGCCACCACCGCUUACGGAGCGCUUCGAGAGGUACCCGGGAACGUGGAUUUACUUGUGGCCGGUACCUCUUGCGUCGAUUUCUCGAACCUGAACAACAAGAAGAAGAAUAUCGACGAGAUGGGAGAGUCCGGGCGAACUUUCAAGGGCAUGCUGCGUUGGGUGGACAAGCAUCGCCCUGCAAUGGUCAUUCUGGAGAACGUUGUUGGAGCCGAUUGGGAGUACGCCGUCAAGCCUGCUAUUGAAGCGCUCAAUUAUAGGGCGCAGUUCGAUAAGGCAAUGGAUACGAAGCAUUUUUACAUCCCGCACACCCGCCAGCGUGGAUAUCUCUUCGCGAUUUCAAAGGAUUAUACCCAGGAUCUGAAUGCGGCCAAGAAGUGGCAUAACGUCGUCAAGUCACUCACUCGCCCGUUCUCCAUGCCGCUGGAGGCCUUCCUCCUCGAGACGGACGACCCGCGCGUGCACGCCGCCCGAGAGCAGUUUAUCCGCGCCGCCGAGGACAGGACCGCCAAGCGCGGCCGCCUCGAUUGGGAGCGUUGCCAAGGUCGUCACCAAAAAGCCCGCUACGAUGAAAGGCUGGGCAAGAAACGCCCCAUGACCGCGUGGGAAGACGGAAGCAUAUGCACACCGUUCCAGUUUGCUUGGCCGGAAUGGGGCCGCGUUCAGCCCGAGCGGGUGCUGGAUUUGAUGGAUAUCAUGUACCUACGCCAGGGUCUUGAAACGAACGUGGAUGCCUGCUACAAGACAAUCGUUUGGAAUCUGAGUCAGAAUGUGGAUCGCAAUCCCCUGAGCAAGAACUACUCGAUUACUCCUUGCUUGACGCCUUCUAUGAUUGCGUACAUUACCACUCGCGGUGGUCCCCUGAUUGGACGAGAAGCGUUGUCUCUCCAGGGAAUCAUCGUUGACGAGCUCCUGCUCACCAGGGAGACAGAAGAUCAGCUUGCCGAUUUGGCCGGUAAUGCCAUGUCCACUACGGUCGUCGGUACCUGCAUUCUCUCCGCGUUGGUCGCUGGCAGGGAAGCAAUCAAGAAGCGUCAGCAAAGCGUUGCUGGAACAUCAAUCAUUAUGGAAGUCGAUGCUGACGACGAGAAGCACCGCAAGGCGACCGAGAUGGUCGGCGAAUCCCAACUCGUCUCGGAACACUACGAUCUCGUUACGUGUAAGACGCUACCGCUCCUUACGCUUCUCAAGCAAGCUCGCAACAGCGCCCGUCUAUGUGAUUGCGAAGGCCGAGAGAUGAUCAAGACCACGGAUAUCCAGUUCUGCAAGGACUGCGGCAAUACCGCUUGCUUGAAAUGUGGUAAACGACCAGAGCAUAACUACGAUCUGAAGACACUGGAGAGACAGAUGCCUGCUCAGUUCGAGGACGGCCUCAAGGGUGUCUUGCCCAUGCGCGUCUCGAUCGAUGGCUUCACUGAGGCGGCGCUCGAGAGCCUGAAGGGUGACUUGACGGUUGAUGCGGAAACCUGGUCGCUCUGGAGACAGACCUCUACGGAUUCGGUGCACGGUGCGGAAUUCCGAUUCAGGAUUCUCAAGAGGCAGCAGGUGUGGAUCGCGAUCUACGAAACCCCCAGGGCCACACUCGAACUGUUGAUCGACCCCAUUCAGCCGGAGUGGAGGUUGACUGUCAACGCACCUGAGACAGACGCCAAGAACAGCCCUCUCAGACGGUUGUUUGAACAACCUGUUGCACGCAUGCGCAUCGACCCACGUAACGCCGAAAACUUCCUCGGCGCCGAUGGAAGCGGACAAUGGGAGCUCAACCUGCCAGCACCCAAAUCCUUCACUGUCACCAUAACAGGGGAAGGCGAACUCGUUCCGUCAUGGAAGGCCCAUCUUGGCAUCCUUGCCAACGGACUUGAGCACGAAAAAUGGUGGAGUCGUGUCGCCAUUUCCGAUGUGCCUAAAGACGCCAAGGCCUGGCUCGACAGGGAUAUCACUGGCACGUACGUCCUGCUCGACAAAUGCGGCACGGCGAUGAACGCCUUGCACAGACUUGAGGAGGAAGGCGCUGCAAACGCGGAUGAGAUGGAUCAUCACCCCUUGUUCAUGUUCUUGGACCCUACGCGAUCUGGCGACCCUAAGCAAGACACCUUCGUGUUCUCCACCAACAACAGGAGGCUGGCGUACCUCGAGACCCGAUCCAUCACCGCUGCAUUGCAUUGCACCUGGCGCCCGAGUGACAUCAAAGGCCCGCAAAAGGUCAAAUGCAACGUCAAUGGCCGGUGGGUCCAAGCUGCCGCGAUGCGCUUGAAUGUACCCCCGGCCGACGAAGCUACUUUUGCGCUUGCGGCGGGAAAACUGGAAGUUGACAGCGAGGCGUGUGAUAAUACCGCGGUCAUGCUUCUCAAGUGUAGUGUGCCCUUGACGUACGCGGACUCCAUUUGGCCCGUGGGCGAGUGGACCGACAUCGAGCUGCAGCAUAAGGGCAAGACCACUUUCGGAACCCUUGCGUGGAUCACCGAGCGAUUGCCUCCACUUACCGCGCUCGAGGAGUGGAUGACUGUUGGCAAGGUAUCUGCCGAAGACAGGUGUCAGCGCUGUGCUCCGACUGCCCCUGCUUUGCGAUGGCUCCUGAACGGAAACAAGGCGACACCCGUGGAAGACCCUAUCCAAGCCGGACCCUACGAACAAGCCCUCAAGCACCGUCCGCAGCCUUUCGUCGCCCAACUCAAAUGCGAGGGUGAUGUCGGCAUGAUGCGUGUCGGCGCCAAUAUCGCCACUUUACUCCAUCGCGCCCAUGCGACACUAACCUCCGGCAACACGUUCGGCGUCAAGCGCACCGAGCCUAUCACUUUGUCAUGGCGACUCACCACCGAGUACUCGGUCCUCGACCAGCCGCGAUUCGUUUUGAGCAGCAACCGCGCCGACUCGUCUAGCCCGCAGCCCCCGCACUUUACAAGGUACCCGCUGCGACCGGAACAGCUCCGCUCCUUGAGCUGGAUGCUUGCCCAGGAGAAGAAGGAUGUUGAACCGUUCUAUGAAGAGGAGAUUGAGGAGUCGGUUUUGGAGCCUCUGAGGUGGAGGGUCGCCGCGAAAGCUGAACGGCCUGUGCGCAUCCGGGGUGGUGUCUUGGCCGAUGAGGUCGGUUAUGGAAAGACCGCCAUCACUCUGGGUCUCAUUGACGCCUCGUGGGAAGCGGAGAUGAAAGCCGCGGGAGUUUCUCAACGUCAGUCCGUCAAGCUACCCGAAGUCUCGGGCGCGAUCCCGAUCCGAGCGACCCUGAUCGUCGUCCCGCCCCAUUUAUCCAAGCAAUGGCCGUCGGAGAUCCGCAAAUUCACCGACAGCUCCUUCAAAGUCAUCGCCAUCGAGAACCUCGCGAGGAUGAACAAGCUCACCAUCGCCGAGUUCCAGAGCGCCGAUAUCAUCGUCGUUGCAUCCCGUAUGCUCAACUCGCAGCAGUACUGGGAGCGGCUUGCGGCGUUGGCUGGGGACGGCCCCUUACCCGUUCAAGCGGGCCGUCGGUUCAAUGUGAGGUACGAGAGCGCGCUCGAGGGUCUCAAAGCGCAGACGGAUCGGUUGAAGAAAGGCGACGUCGACGGCGUGCGGGCUGUGGUUGACGCCAACCGGAACCGCGACGAUGACACGGUUCUGGAAGUCUCGAGCAGGAAAUCGGGCAAGGAGUUGAUGGCGCUGUUGCCGCCGUCUGUGGAAGCCGCGCUGAUCCGGGGAAGGAAGAAUAGGCUUGCUAUGAUGGCUAAUAAGGGGAAGGGCAAGUCGGCCUCCAAAAAGAGGCAGGCGACACUUGAUUUUGAUGAGAUUGAGGAGGAUGAGGUGGAAGAUGUAGUUGAAGAGGAGGUUGAGGAGGAUGUGGAUGAGGAUGAGCAGGAGGAUGAGGAGAACCAGGAAGUUCUUCCUGCGCGUGUGCGCACCCCGCGCGCCGCCGCGGGGAGCAAGAAGCGCGCGAUGGUCGUUGACGAUGAAGAGGAUGAAAUGGAGCCGGAGAAUGAGGAUGAUGAUGAUGAUGAGUUUGUACCACCGACCGCUGUUAUCGAAGUCGCUGACGAGGACGCCGAGCAGGAAGACGACGACGACGACAACGAGUCAGAAGACGUGCAAGACGAGAACACGUUUGAAGUCGAGUGCUUUCUCCAAGAAGACGUACCCGCCGACGGAUCCGAGACCAGAUACCUCGUCAAGUGGAAGGGGUACCCCAAGAGCCAGGCUACGUGGGAGCCGUAUGAGGGCGUGAAGCAUUUGACGGAUGUCAUGGAGGCGUGGGAAAGGAGGGGUGAACCGAAGGCCAAGAAGCACAAGGCGGCGGAUAUUUUUACGCAGAAGAAGACUGCGGCUAAGGCGAAGGUUGUGACCAAGGAGAACGCGGAGCCCAAGGUGAAAGAUACGCCGAAAGCGAAGGCUGCGACAAAUGCGAAGGUAACGCCGAAAACCAAGCCUGAGGCCAAGAAGGUUGCGGUCGAGGAGGACGAAGUAGAUGAGUUCGAACCCAAGGCCAAACGCGCCCCAGCAAAACCCAAAACCAUUAAGCCGAGCGAGGUCGACCCCUGGCACCUUCGCGACAAUGCCGUCAAGCGCGACUGGAGGAAGAUGGCCUGUCCGGCCUUGGAGAUGUUCCACUUCGACCGUGUCGUGAUUGACGAGUACACCUACCUCGAAAACAAGAUCUACGCUUCGGUCACCCACCUCAGGUCGUCUAAGCGGUGGAUCCUCUCCGGUACACCGCCGCUGGGCGAUUUCAACGAUAUCAAGAGCAUCGCCAACUUCCUUGGCGUGCAUCUCGGCGCGGACGACACUCUCACGUCCAAGAGGGGCCAGAACGCCAACCAAUCCACCGCGGCUGAGCGGUUCCUCUCGUUCCGUGAAGUCCACACCCCUGCGUGGCAUUCGCGCCGACACCAGCUUGGUCAACUGUUUUUGGACAAGUUUGUGCGUCAGAACCUAGCGGAGAUCGACGAGAUUCCCGCGGAGGAGCACUUGAUCAAUAUCCAGCUUCCUGCUGCCGAACGCGCUAUCUAUCUUGAGCUCGAGCAUCACUUGCAAGCCAUGGAGAUGGACAACAAGAAGACGCUCAAGACGAACGGUGACAGGGAGAGACGGUUGCGUGAGGCCAUGGGGUCUUCCAAGACGGCUGAGGAGGCGCUUUUGAAGCGGUGCUCGCAUUUUGAUUUGAGAGUUGAGGGGAAUGAAGAGGAGGGCCCCGUUGUCGCGAAAGAGAGCGAUAGCGCCGACGAAGCAAAUGGGGAGGACGACGACGACGAUUACGCCGUGGAGGCGGAUGCGGACGACGAACCCGUGGUCGCCAAGAAAGGCCCGAAGAGCGCCAAAGGCAAGAAGGCAUCCAUGACGCUGGUCAAGGCGGCCGGGAACGCGCGCGAGGCCUGCGAGAUCAUUGUCAAGGAGCGCGAGAAGCAAUUGGCAGAUUGCACGGCCAGCCUUCAGAGGCUCGUGGUCAACGCCAACGAGAUGCACAAUACUCUCAGAGUCCGCGGCGGAUUCUGGGAUGGGCGUACGGCGGAUUUCCAGCCAAGGAAAGACCCGCUGCAUGAGUGGCAGCAACAUUGGCUCAACGGAACCGAUGUCGGCGAUGUCGAUGCGGUCGACAUGUUGCACGACAUCUUGAAGCUGACUGGCACCGUGAUUGAAGGGCCCCAGGAGGCGGACCUGGUCCGCAAGAGAGCGGGCAAGAAUGGCAAUCCGAAGGGCAAGGGAAAGCCGAAAAAGAAGACGGAGGUCGUGAACGGGGAAGUGGUCGAACUGAAGGAAAAGUCCGAGGAAGAGACACUUUUUGACCUAUAUUGGGAUUUACGUGAGGUGGUGCAUAAGCUGCGUCGACUCGUCAAGGAGCUCGUGGGACGGGUCCGCUCGUUAAGAUACUUCAAGCUCGUGAGGGACCUUCAGAAGACGAGGAAAAACGGGAAGGAUGGGGAUGCUACACCACGAUACUGCCAUGGGGAAAAUUGCCUGGGAGCCAAUGGCGUUAAGCCGAUGGAGACGGAGGGGAAAAUCCCACUAGACAAGUUGGCCGUGCUUUCGUGCUGUGGACACGUAGGCUGCGAACCCUGUCUCCGCCACCACGCGGGCAAGCAGGAGUGCCCCGUGGCAGGCUGCGAAGUACCUGUCCGUCUCAGCAAUGUCGUUCUGGCCAAGACCAUUGGGCACGAGAAGGAGGAUGAGGAGCUCACGCCUUUCGGAAAGAAGCUUUCGGAGCUAGUCAAGCUCAUCAACGGGUUCCCGGAGGACGACCGUGUACUGGUGUUCAUCCAAUUUGACGACCUGAUGGGCCGUGUCGGUGAGGCCCUCGACGCUGCGGGCAUCGGAAACCUCAAACUGCAAGGCACCACUGCCCAGACGAGUUCGGCAUUGGAAGCCUUCCAACAAGACGACUCCACCGACCCCUUCCCACCCCCCACCGGCAAAAAGCGCACCUCAUCCGCCAUGGAAGCCAAGAACAACAAACACACCGAAAAGCCCCGCGUCCUCCUCCUCAACGUCAUGAACGAGUCCGCGUCCGGCGCCAACCUGACCAUCGCCAACCACGCCAUCUUCCUCUCCCCGCUCUUGACCGAGUCGCAGCAGGAAUACACUGCGUGCGAGACGCAGGCGAUUGGACGUGUGCGGCGGUAUGGGCAGGAGAAGUGUGUCCACAUCUGGCGGUUCUUGACGGAGAAUACUAUGGAUACCCAGAUCUUUGAGGAAAGGGAGCGGACUGUCUUGCGUUGAUGACGCGCUUUUAGUUCCUCCGAGAGUACUGGGCCGCGGGCGGCGCCGCUGGGUACAUUUAAUGUUGGUCGAUGUCGAGCGGAUGAGAUGAGAUCAAGCGUUAGCAGAAUGGAGUGGGAUUCGGUAUGUCUUGUAGCAGUAUAGCGAAU
Fimicolochytrium jonesii is the source of this 7716-nucleotide messenger RNA. RefSeq lists its product as uncharacterized. The record is from RefSeq and is a predicted model, not a curated record. The transcript has 4 exons. Gene Ontology annotation, molecular function: methyltransferase activity; ATP binding; ATP-dependent chromatin remodeler activity. NCBI's taxonomy places the organism in Eukaryota, Fungi, Chytridiomycota, Chytridiomycetes, Spizellomycetales, Powellomycetaceae. The coding region runs from base 305 to 7567 and encodes 2420 amino acids.